UCCUCAACCCUAAUUUCCUCGUGCUCUCUGCCCCUUUUCGGAUCUCUCUCCUUCUCUCUCUAUAUACUCUCUCUCUUAAAAAAAUUCUUUAUGGCGGAUGUUGAGUUCAGAUGUUUCGUCGGAGGCCUUGCCUGGGCCACCGACGACCGCUCCCUCGAGCAGGCCUUCUCUCAGUACGGUGACGUCAUUGAAUCGAAGGUCCGUUACCGCUAGAUCUGACGUCGCGGAGAUCGGUCCAUCACCGUCCGUUAGAUCUGUGUUACUGUGUUACUUGUUUUACUGUUCUCUCUCUUGCGAUUACUAUAUGUUACUCUCUCUCACUUUUAUUGAAUCUCCUGAAACGAUCAUUAAUGAUAGGGAGACUGGGAGAUCGAGGGGAUUUGGAUUCGUGACGUUCAAGGACGAGCAGUCGAUGAAGGACGCGAUCGAGGGGAUGAACGGGCAGGAUCUUGACGGCCGUAACAUCACCGUCAACGAGGCUCAGUCCCGCGGAAGCGGCGGCGGCGGCGGCGGAGGUGGAUUCCGCAGUGGGGGAGGUGGCGGUGGUGGACGCCGUGACGGAGGCGGUUAUGGAGGCGGCGGCGGGGGUUACGGUAGCAGGAGUGGUGGAGGCGGUAGUGGUGGAUAUGGAGGCGGUAGUGGUGGUGGUGGAUAUGGAGGCGGUGGCAGGGAUAGGGAUGGUGGAUCCAGGUACUCGUCAAGGGCAGGUGGUGAUGGUGGAAGCUGGAGGAGUUAGGUUUCUCUAGGGUUUCAGAAUAUGAGGUUGAUCUUGGGAAAUUAUCUGGUGUUUGCUGCUUCUUGUUUACUUAUAUGUUGGGUAUUUGUUCUGUCGUCGUUUUAGGGUUAUCUGGUUGGUUACUUUGUUAGUGGUACUGUCCUUUUUUUGACCGCUGGUUCUCUGUGAUGCGUCCGUGAUGUUUUUGAUUCUUGUAAUGAGUAAAAAAGAAGAUUCAAUGAAUGAAUGAAAGUGAAUUAAUUGGGGCUUCAA
Molecule: messenger RNA, 988 nt
Organism: Rhododendron vialii
Lineage: Eukaryota; Viridiplantae; Streptophyta; Magnoliopsida; Ericales; Ericaceae
Product: glycine-rich RNA-binding protein 7-like
Exons: 2
Coding region: 98-736 (212 amino acids)
Molecular function (GO): RNA binding
Source: RefSeq, a predicted model, not a curated record